AUGAUUGUUAUUUAUUUUUUCAUGCAAAUUUUGGAUGAAGCGGUGGACGUGAAAGUUAUUCUUGAUCGAUAUGAGCAUUUAUCUGGGCAGCUGGUUAAUUUUAAUAAAUCAAAUCUAAUGUUCAGCAAAAAUGUUGAAGGAAAUAGCGGUGUUUCCAUUGCGGGUGUUUUGAACGUGAAGGUGGUGUUAGACCAAGGCAAAUACCUUGGGUUGCCGUCGCUCAUUGGUAGAAAUAAAAGACAGAUUUUUCAGUUUAUCAAGGAGAGGAAUUGGCAAAAGGUGAAGGGAUGGAAUGCUAAAUUUCUUUCGAGAGGCGGCAAAGAAGUGCUCAUUAAGUCGGUUGCUCAAGCUAUUCCAAACUAUAUUAUGAAUGUCUUUCUGAUUCCGCUUGGUUUGUGUGAUGAAUUAGAGCGGAUGAUGAAUUCAUUUUGGUGGGGUCGUAACCAAUCGGAAAAGCGAGCUAGUUGGGGUCAAAUCCUAGCUAUGUUUGGCAGAGUAUUUUUGAGGCGCAAUGGGUGGUGA
Mercurialis annua (annual mercury) is the source of this 522-nucleotide messenger RNA. RefSeq lists its product as uncharacterized. Bases 1 to 522 code for a protein of 173 amino acids. The transcript is spliced from 2 exons. NCBI's taxonomy places the organism in Eukaryota, Viridiplantae, Streptophyta, Magnoliopsida, Malpighiales, Euphorbiaceae. The record is from RefSeq and is a predicted model, not a curated record.